This is a messenger RNA of Sesamum indicum (sesame), 546 nucleotides long. The record is from RefSeq and is a predicted model, not a curated record. NCBI's taxonomy places the organism in Eukaryota, Viridiplantae, Streptophyta, Magnoliopsida, Lamiales, Pedaliaceae.
UAUAUAUGUAGAUAAGCUUUGUUUCUUUAUAAAUAGCAGGUCAGAGGUUGUACAGUUCACACAUUAUAGUCGCAAACAAACAUUAUUUGUAGAAGACAUGAAAAUGAGAUCAUUACCUCUCUCACCCCUCUUCCUCCUCCUCCUCUCUCUUCUACUGUUCGCCUGUGUUGCUACGGGAACGGUGAUGAGAUGCCUAAAGCCAUCACGGAUCUUCUCCAUCAUGAUCAUCAGAGUUCUUCUGCCACCGAUUUGAACACGGAAAGGGAUCGUUUCAUCAGGAAUUUCGACACCAAGGCUAAUGUUAUAAUAUAUCACAGCCACGAUGAUCAUCAUCAUGAUCAUAAUUCGAAAGAUCAGAGGCGUCCGAUGUGGAUGGUCUGAAGUAAAUAAUGUAAGAACAAAAACUCGUGAACAAUAUUUACAUUUUGUGUCCGAGGUUUGAACUUGAGCUUCAUAAUGCAAUACUUUAGCAGUUCUUCCUCGCGUUUAAAUUUGUUGAGGCUUCUGUGUUUAUAUAUAUAUAUAUAGCUCUAUAUAUUUUUACUG